Molecule: messenger RNA, 340 nt
Organism: Lodderomyces beijingensis
Lineage: Eukaryota; Fungi; Ascomycota; Pichiomycetes; Serinales; Debaryomycetaceae
Source: the annotation of a GenBank genome assembly
AUGCCCCCAAGGGUUUUUACAACACCAGAUAAGAGCCAAGUCGAAUUAUUAGGUUUGCUACCCGCGGCGCAAAUGGGCAUCCCAAUAUAUGAUGAUCAUGUUGACGUGUCGGAUGAAGAGUUCCAUAAUAUAAAAGACGCAGUAAUAAAAGGUAGCCUUCCCUUCCCUCCCCCCCCCCCCCAUCACUCACUAGUUUCAAGCUACUAACUUCUAUGCAGCAAAAGGUCGAGCUUAUUGCCCCUACUCAAAGUUUAGGUACGCGAUAAAAUGGAACCCCCGUCCCCUUCAAUUUACAGACAAACCGCUAACAGAAACAUUAGAGUCUCAUGCACGAUUUUGA